Molecule: messenger RNA, 1619 nt
Organism: Peromyscus eremicus (cactus mouse)
Lineage: Eukaryota; Metazoa; Chordata; Mammalia; Rodentia; Cricetidae
Gene: Ddx39b
Product: DExD-box helicase 39B
Exons: 10
Coding region: 118-1404 (428 amino acids)
Biological process (GO): mRNA export from nucleus; mRNA splicing, via spliceosome
Molecular function (GO): ATP binding; RNA helicase activity; RNA binding
Source: RefSeq, a predicted model, not a curated record
AGCUCUUCUGUCAGCAAACCAGUGUCUUCCCCUUGCUGUUCCUCAACCCCCUCUCUUUCCCCUUGCUUUCUCACCUGCUCUCGGACCACUUACCCUUCUCCCCCUGCCGGCCCAAUUAUGGCAGAGAAUGAUGUGGACAACGAGCUCUUGGACUAUGAAGACGAUGAAGUGGAGACAGCAGCGGGGGGAGAUGGGACCGAAGCUCCUGCCAAGAAAGAUGUCAAGGGCUCCUACGUCUCCAUCCACAGCUCCGGCUUCCGAGACUUCCUGCUCAAGCCAGAGCUGCUCCGGGCCAUUGUUGACUGUGGCUUUGAGCAUCCAUCCGAGGUCCAGCAUGAAUGCAUCCCGCAGGCCAUUCUGGGGAUGGACGUCCUGUGCCAGGCCAAGUCAGGCAUGGGAAAGACAGCAGUGUUCGUCUUGGCCACGCUGCAGCAGCUGGAGCCAAUCACGGGGCAGGUGUCUGUGCUGGUGAUGUGCCACACCAGGGAGCUGGCUUUUCAGAUCAGCAAGGAAUAUGAGCGCUUCUCCAAGUACAUGCCGAAUGUCAAGGUGGCAGUGUUUUUUGGUGGUCUGUCUAUCAAGAAGGAUGAAGAGGUGCUGAAGAAGAACUGCCCGCACAUUGUCGUGGGGACUCCUGGCCGAAUUCUAGCCCUGGCUCGAAAUAAGAGCCUGAACCUCAAGCACAUUAAACACUUUAUCUUGGAUGAAUGUGACAAGAUGCUUGAACAGCUCGACAUGCGUCGGGAUGUCCAGGAAAUUUUUCGCAUGACCCCCCAUGAGAAGCAGGUCAUGAUGUUCAGUGCUACCUUGAGCAAAGAGAUCCGGCCAGUCUGCCGCAAGUUCAUGCAAGAUCCUAUGGAGAUCUUCGUGGAUGACGAGACCAAGUUGACGCUGCACGGGUUGCAGCAAUACUACGUGAAACUGAAGGACAACGAGAAGAACCGGAAGCUCUUUGACCUUCUCGAUGUCCUCGAGUUCAACCAGGUGGUGAUCUUUGUGAAGUCCGUGCAGAGGUGCAUCGCCCUGGCCCAGCUUCUAGUGGAGCAGAACUUCCCAGCCAUUGCUAUCCACCGUGGGAUGCCCCAGGAGGAGAGGCUGUCUCGGUAUCAGCAGUUCAAGGAUUUCCAGAGGCGGAUUCUUGUGGCUACCAACCUGUUUGGCCGAGGCAUGGACAUUGAGCGUGUGAACAUCGCCUUCAACUAUGACAUGCCAGAGGACUCGGACACCUACCUGCACCGGGUGGCCAGAGCAGGCCGGUUUGGUACCAAGGGCUUGGCCAUCACAUUUGUGUCGGAUGAGAAUGAUGCUAAGAUCCUCAAUGACGUGCAGGACCGCUUUGAGGUCAACAUCAGUGAGCUGCCUGAUGAGAUCGACAUCUCCUCCUACAUUGAACAGACGCGGUAGAGGAAUCACCCACUCUGGACUGUGGCAGUCUGUCUGUCCAAUCAGAAGAGGACACCAAGGAUCAGGGUGGAGACACCACUGGCCCCGCCCCCACCAGUCCUCAUCCUAUCCUGUCCACGCUUCCCUCCGCCGUCAGCACCACUCCUACACCUCUUCCUGAUUUAUCAGAGUUGUUUGUUUGUUUGUUUGUUUUUUUAACAAAACGAAGAAUGAAA